Dibothriocephalus latus is the source of this 179-nucleotide messenger RNA. The record is from the annotation of a GenBank genome assembly. Lineage: Eukaryota; Metazoa; Platyhelminthes; Cestoda; Diphyllobothriidea; Diphyllobothriidae.
GCUCCCUAUUUCGACUGGAGGGUGAGGCUGUGUCGAUCGCUUUUCUUGACUCUCUUGGUGAGAUCUGCGUCCCACCAGCGACUAAGUGGGAUCUCGGCAGUAGUGCGGUCCCCCGCCUGACCCUUGUGCCGCAGGAGGAGGAGAAGGGUGCAGUGGAUGAUACUGACGGGACCUCCUCG